Fusarium oxysporum Fo47 is the source of this 2417-nucleotide messenger RNA. RefSeq lists its product as uncharacterized. Bases 425 to 2080 code for a protein of 551 amino acids. The transcript is spliced from 3 exons. The record is from RefSeq and is a predicted model, not a curated record. NCBI's taxonomy places the organism in Eukaryota, Fungi, Ascomycota, Sordariomycetes, Hypocreales, Nectriaceae.
CCUUGCUUGGGCAAAGGACAUGUCCAUACAUAAUCCUGGUGGAUAUCAUUCCAUCCCUCCCGCCUUUACUCUCAUAUCCUGGUAAUUAACCCUGCUAUGGUUCCGUCUUGCUGGAACCGCUCUGCUUUGAUGGACCAUAAUUCCAUGUCGAGCGAGGAUUGCUGUGCCUACGUUGAUUCCCAACCCGCAUGAGGCUUGCCCGUCUUCCAUCCUUCGUUACUUUCGCCUCAACUAGUCUAGUGUCAUCAAACAAAAAAGUAGAGUUUACGCCCGGCGGUCAUUACCGGGCAUCAUCUUAGCUGGCCGACUUAUACAUAGUCGAAGCAGCGUCCUGCCCAUCAGUUCUUGUUAUUCACAAAUCCGAAACGAUUUCUCCUUGCCAACAUAUUCUUUGGCCCAUCUGCUCGGAGCCUGGCAUCUUACCAUGCUAUCUAUUACCGAGCUACUGGUUCCCGCACCCUCUAUCACGCUAUCGUACUCUGUACCACCAGCUCGGCCCUGCCUUUCACCCAGGUCAUCGGAAUUCGCUUAUUGCAUGGACACUUCGCACAAGGCUCCGACUUUGCCAGUUCUAUCUUUGAAUCACCUUAGCUCGGAACUUCUGGCUCUUGUGUUCGAACAGCUUCGUGAGAUAGACUCACCAACACUCACGUCUGUGCGUCUAGUCUCUAAGAGGUUUGAUGCCAUAGCUACACCGAUCGCCUACCGAUUCCUGAUCUUGAACGAAUCUCUCGUCGCACCAGAUGCUGAACAACGCUAUCCUAAUGUCUCUCGACACAUCUCGCAUCUCACAAAUCAUGUCACAAUACGAAGCAACUUGGAUCCCACAAGAAUUACCGAAAUAUUAUCUUGUAUCGAGCGAUUAAAGUCGGUUCGAUGGCAAUACAUAGAUGGCGACAUUCCUGCAGAGGGCCUGUGGUCACCCUCGGAGCUCCGUCGCCUGCAUAAUUGCAACUCGAAUAGCACCCAACUAUACAUCGAGGACCUCCCCCUGCGACGAGACUACAAUGGUAAUCCGUUGGACACUUUUACGAGAUCGAUUCCCUCAGAGCUGUUGGCGUCAUUGAAGCUUGCCAAUCCGAUGCCGGUCCUGUCAACGAGGCUCAACUCGUUAAAGCAGCUUCUGGUCCAAUCUCGACAGCUAAAAGUAUUACGCUAUGAAGAUCGAGGUCAAGGCACGUGCUUCAGAUUCUCUCCCGGAGAACGAAUGCCGCCCAUCGUCGACUUGAUGCUACGGUCAUACGACUGGAGCCAUACAGCUGAGGAUGUUCAGAAACAUUGGGAUUUCUCCAAAAUACAGUCGCUCGAGUUGAUUUCUGUGCCCAUCUUCAACUUUCUUCGCUCAGUACCUUUCCGAGACUUCUCCGCGUUGCAUACACUCCAUGUGGAAGACUACAGUGCCCAUCUGUCUGACAAGAGAGAAGAUGCCACCAUUGGGUUGAAUUUGUUGGUGAAAGAUCAUAUUGAGGCACUCGAGGUCUUGAACAUCACUUGCCAUACCCGAUUGUUCCAGCUUGAUUCUAUUGCGGCACAUCGAAAGUCGCUACAGGUGCUACGACUGAGGGACCACGUUGGGUUCUCAGAAGAUGACCAGAAAUGCCCAACCCUGGCACCCGUUGAUUUAGCUCAAUUGGGUCAACGGUUGAAGUUUGUUCACACUCUUGAACUUGACCUAGACACCAGACUAUGCGAUCCUACUACCUUUCUCAGGGCAAUAUGUGUCUUCCCAGCUGUGCACACGCUGACCUUACACGUCCAGACCAUAAUCCACCCUCUAGAACAGGUGUCUCCAGGAAUCGACCGUGAUCGAGAGGCUGCGAUGCAAACCUUCAAACUACUUGUGCAGGAGAAGGAGAGACUCAGCUCACAUACGCCUUGGAAGCGUAUCGUGCUCAAUGUCGGAGGUUGGAAGCGAGUCAUGGUGCGACGGCUGGGUGAUGUAUGGCGAAGAAGGAACGAGAUGGGCAUUUACGCGGAAAGAUGCUUUGUCUAUGAACGAGAUGCCCGCGACGGAAAUGUCACAGUACGCGAAGAGGUCUGCGUUGAGAACACAAGUCGGGGAGGAAGCCCAAGCCCUUGAUGGUACCACCAUGACGGCAGCGAAACUACCCAUCGAUGCUCUCACCGAAACGCCAUCCACGUUGCAACACCUCGCUACCAGUUAAACAUACACAUGCACAUCGGCAAGGACAUUAUAUUAGAAGAAGCAUCACAUCAACAUGCGUCUAUUGGGCCAGACGCCUGGAAAUAUAACGAAGAAACGACUUGAUGAGCAUAACACAUAAACAUAAUAUACUUAUUACAUACUUCGCCCAUAUUUCGAGUUUCACUCCCCAACCCAUGUCCUAUUCUCUAUCAUUCGAGUCUACACGCUUUACGCUACCUCAAUGGCAACCAGCCUUUGCCUGAAGUCACUG